Messenger RNA from Dovyalis caffra, 232 nucleotides. Lineage: Eukaryota; Viridiplantae; Streptophyta; Magnoliopsida; Malpighiales; Salicaceae. The record is from the annotation of a GenBank genome assembly.
AGUGCAAAAUCUCUUGAGCCAAUCAUAAUAGAUGAGCCACCGAACUUCUUCGACUCGGUGAAGAAGAAGAAGAAGGUAUCUUUUGAGGGAGUGGAAUUGGGCCCGGUUAGGAAAGGUGAAAAGAGCAAGAAGAAAGGUUUACUCAACUCGAAUGAGUCUUUGAAAGUUCGCUUAAAAGUUAGGCAUUUAAAGAAAGGAUGCAUGAAACGUAAAGCUUGGUUUGAAAAGAAAG